AGAGCAAGCAGGGCGAGUGUGGAGGGAGAGCCGUUUGAGAGAGAGGGGGUUGUUCCAUCAGCGCUGGUGAAGUUUCAUCUCUGUGCUUCACACGCAGACAGAACAGGAGAUAACACACACACAUACACACAGAUACGAUGCUGCUCUCAGGAAACGCGCUGCUUUUCCUGCUGUGCCUCAGCCAGGCGGCCGGCGUCUGGAGUUUUGCGCGUCUCUUGGACGACGUGGAAAUACGCUCGGCUUUCUCAGUUGCACGCACCAACAGCAUGGAAGGUGGACCUAAGAUGACGGUGACCUUUGACACUGUCUAUGUCAACAUCGGCGGGGACUUUGACCCGAAGACGGGCGUGUUUCACUGUCGUAUCCCGGGGGCGUAUUACUUCUCCUUCACGGUGGGGAAGUUUCCACACAAAGACCUGUCAGUGAUGCUGAUGAAGAACAGGAACGAGGUGCAGGCUAUCGUCUACGAGGAGAACGCCGGGGAGGAGAGGAAGGUGCAGAGCCAGAGCGUCAUGCUGCAGCUGGAGUUCAGUGACACCGUCUGGCUCCGCCUCCACGGGGACCCUCGCUAUGCCCUCUACAGCAACACUGGACAUUACACCACCUUCAACGGCUACCUCAUCUACCCCGACACCUACGACUACCAGACACACCAUCACCAACCGCAUCCCAACUACAACUCCCAGCAGCCCCAGCAGGACAGCGUCCCCUUGUUGCAGAGUAACCAGGCCACAGAUGACAGGUCUGGAUCCAGAGGUUUGCUGGAGGAGAGGGAGCUGCAACAUAGAGAGGAGGAGGAGGAGGAGGAGGAGGUGGAGGAGGUGGAGCAGGAGGAUGAAGAGGACGACCAGAGAUCUGCCUUCUCAGUGGGGCGCACCCAGAGCAUUGUGGGAGUGGACCAGGUGGGCUUGCCACAGCACCAGCCCGUUAGCUUCGACACAGCUCUCGUCAACAUUGGAGAGGACUUCAACAUUACCCAGGGCGUGUUCGCCUGCCGUGUUCCUGGCGUGUACUACUUCUCCUUCAACGUGGGCAAGCUGCCACAGAAGACGCUGUCCGUCAAGCUGAUGAAGAACCGUCUGGAGGUGCAGGCGAUGAUCUACGAUGACAGCCAGGGAGAGAAAGCCCUGCAGAGCCAGAGCUUGAUGCUGGCGCUGAAACCCGGGGACACGGUCUGGCUCUACUCGCACCAGAGAGACGGGUUCGGAGCCUAUAGCAACCACGCCAAGUACAUCACCUUCACUGGCUUCCUGGUUUACCCAGACUCCCCCCCCACCGCCACUACCAGCCAAUCACCUGCAGAUAAGAAACCUUAGCUGCAGGACAUGGGCUCGGGACUGAACAUUGUGUUAGGAAUUCAUGCAAGAUGGAAAAGUGUGCACGUCCACCACAGAGGCAGGAGAUCCCUCUUUAUAUGAAUUCCUUCACAAAGUGACAGGGAGCUCGGACUGAGCGCAGAGCUUCAAAGAAGAGUUCCCAGGAUCUGACUUCAUCUCACCUCACGUGGAACCAACAGUAAUGUGAAUAUUUCACUUCAUAAUGGAAACUCAGUCAUUACUUGCUCACCUCUGUGUCCUUUAAACUCUCCGUAGACCUUGUGCCACCUCCAAAACGAACCCCCAUCAAAUCCUGGAAAGAAAAUUACAUCUAGAACUUAAAGACAAAUUUUAGUUACAUGUCGUUUGUAGAGGACUCUCAAUAACUUCAUAUGAUCAGUGGAUAUUAAAAGACACAGAAAUGAGGAGAUAACUGUUUUCAGUGAAAUUUUCUGUUUAGUGAAUUUGUUCUCGUCAAAGACUUGUUGUUUCUGCUUUUAUGUAAAAACUUGACUUUACGUCUUCGACACAAGUGAAAACUGUGUGAUUAUCAACUGUGUGAUUAUCAACUGUGUGAUUAUCAACUGUGUGAUUAUCAACUGUGUGAUCUGUGUCAUAAUGAGUCUCGACCCUCAGAGGACAACACGACCACAAAGUCAAGACUGAGUUUCCAUCCAACUUUUAACCUCAUGCCACUUCUGAGCCCGAGGGGAUCCAGACCAUAAUUUAACUUCUGUUCAGAGCAGCGUUUGAUUCAUUUACCAGAUGGCGAGCC
Messenger RNA from Platichthys flesus (European flounder), 2091 nucleotides. It is a transcript of the gene c1qtnf4, whose product is annotated as C1q and TNF related 4. NCBI's taxonomy places the organism in Eukaryota, Metazoa, Chordata, Actinopteri, Pleuronectiformes, Pleuronectidae. Gene Ontology annotation, molecular function: protein binding. The transcript has 3 exons. Bases 138 to 1316 code for a protein of 392 amino acids. The record is from RefSeq and is a predicted model, not a curated record.